Hyaloscypha bicolor E is the source of this 1191-nucleotide messenger RNA. RefSeq lists its product as uncharacterized. The transcript is spliced from 3 exons. The record is from RefSeq and is a predicted model, not a curated record. Gene Ontology annotation, cellular component: Gtr1-Gtr2 GTPase complex; nucleus; fungal-type vacuole membrane. NCBI's taxonomy places the organism in Eukaryota, Fungi, Ascomycota, Leotiomycetes, Helotiales, Hyaloscyphaceae. Gene Ontology annotation, molecular function: GTPase activity; GTP binding. The coding region runs from base 1 to 1191 and encodes 396 amino acids. Gene Ontology annotation, biological process: cellular response to starvation; positive regulation of TOR signaling; regulation of autophagy.
AUGCCUCUUCUUGAGACCGGCCGUAGGAGGAUCAAGCUGGAUCGCAGCUACAAUGGUCCUCCACGUCAAGGCCCCGUCCGUCAUAUCAGUCCAGUUCAGCUUACUCUUGAACGUAUUCACGAACAGAAUCGAGCCAAUGUCCAAAGGAUUGACCCUGCGAGGGCCCCUGCGCCUGCUCCAGGUGCCGCCGCGAGAGGCAAGCCGAGAUUGCUAUUGAUGGGUCAGCGAAGAAGCGGAAAGUCGUCCAUCUCGAGUGUUGUAUUCCAUAAGAUGCCCCCAAAUGAGACACUGUUCCUCGAGUCUACGGCUCGGAUCCAGAAGGAUUCGAUGCACUCUUUCAUGGAUUUCCAGGUCUGGGACUUCCCCGGCCAAGUUGACUGGGCAGACCCAUCCUUCGACCUCGACGCCAUCUUCGGCGAAAUUGGAGCCCUGAUCUGGGUCAUCGACGCCCAAGACGAGUACCUCGAAGCCAUCAACCGCCUCAACAGCACCAUCCUGAACCUGCAGCCUACCUACCCAAACAUCAACAUCGAAGUCUUCAUCCACAAAGUUGACGGCCUGUCGGACGACUACAAGCUCGACAUCCAGCGCGACGUUACGCAGCGUAUCCAAGACGAGCUCUCGGAUCAUGGCGUCGAGAACGCCCCCAUCAACUUCCACCUCACCUCCAUAUACAACCACUCCAUCUUCGAAGCCUUCUCCAAAGUCAUCCAGAAACUCAUCCCGCACCUGCCGUACCUGGAAGCCCUGCUCAAUAACUGCUGCCAGAAAUCCGGCUUCGAGAAAGCGUAUCUCUUCGACGUCCUCUCUAAGAUCUACAUUGCCACCGAUUCCUCCCCCGUCGAUAUGCCGUCCUAUGAGAUCUGCAGCGAUUACAUCGACGUCAUUGUCGACAUCUCAGAGAUAUAUGGCUGGAAUCGCCCGGAUGAGUAUAUCGAGCGUCUUGAAGGCCCGCCGUGGAAUAAGAAGCUUGAGCAUCAGGUUGCGUGCAAGGAUGCGGAGAGCUGCAUUGUGCUCACGGAUGGUAGGAGACCGAUUCUGUUGCGGGAGGUUAAUAAGUAUCUUGCGCUCGUGGCGGUCGUGAAGGAGGGUGCGUAUACUAAGAUGCCGGAUAUUAUUGAGAAUAUUAAUGCUACGGUGGGAGGUUUGCUUCAGAUUUUCGAGAUCACUAGGAGAAGACAGAGGGCUUAA